CAUGCAGUGGUAAUGGCUCGACAGCAAAGAUUUUGGGACGGCGAGCGGAGUUCCAGCGAUGACCUGAGUGCCAUGUCAAAUGAUAGCCAAAGGCACUUUGUAGGUCCACUUGCUAGUUACCAUGCUCACCCAUUCCUUCAAAUGGCUUCUCUUGGGAGCCUUGGCUGCUCAACAUUCCGUAGCAGAACCAUUGUUCCGUCAACAAAAUCCUGAUAUCACUGUCAAUAGCUUCAAUACUGCACAAGAAGCCGCAGUCUUGCAAGCCACCACUGACCUGCUAGCGGCCGAAUCCCUCGUCGCCUCAUGCAGCAGUUGCAUUUCCCUCCUCAAGGUCGUCAAGAACCUUGCCAUUAUUUCUGAAAGCCUUUUCCUAUCGACAUUAAUCAGUGUCUGCAAACGUUCUGGAUUUGACCCCAUAGUGUGUGAAGGAACCAUUAGGGAGCAAGGUCCGGUGUUGAGACAUGUUCUUCGUACAAUCAAUGUUUCUGGAAAAGAUGGUCAUAUCCUUUGUGCAGCUACCAUCGAUUCAUGUCCAUACCCUGUGGUGGACCAAUGGAAUCUCACGUUCCCAUCGCCCAAGCCAGCGAAUGCCCAGCCUCCAGCUCCUAGUGGCCAAGAAAUAACAGUUCUGCAUCUCAGUGAUUGGCACGUGGAUCCAUUCUACGAGAUGGGUGCGGAAGCUGCUUGCGAUAAGCCAAUAUGUUGCCGUCCCGAAUUCACCAAUUACGAAAACAUCACACAGCCUGCUUCAAUAUGGGGCGCCUAUACCUGCGAUACACCAAUCACAUUGCUGGAAUCCAUGCUCGAGUAUAUCCCAUCGGUAACUGAUAAGUACGCCUUUGCUAUACUUACUGGGGAUGUCCCACCCCAUGAAGUAUGGUCUACCCUUCCCUACAACAAGACCCAAGGCAUUGAAACAUUAUCAUACGAUCUCCUCCAUGCUCAUUUCGAUACCCCGGGCCUGAUUGAUGCCAAAUUGUACCCAGUGGUCGGCAAUCACGAAGCCGCUCCCACCAACUUGUUUCCCCACAAUGUGUCCCAGAUUCCCAAGGGAGACGACAAACAAUUUUUGAAUUUGACGUGGUUAUACGAAACCAUGUCGGAAAGCUGGAGUGGCUGGCUAGAAACUGAAGCGACGUUUGAACUGGUCCAUAACAGCGGUAGUUAUGUAGCCUAUCCCACGGACGGGCUUGUGAUUAUUGGACUCAACACCAUGUUUUGCUACACUUUGAAUUGGUGGAACAUGGAAAGUGGAGGUGAAAAGGACCCCAACGGUAUUUUCCAAUGGAUGAUCCAUCAUUUGCAAAUGGCUGAAGAUGAAGGAAAGCGGGUUUGGAUUAUUGGCCAUAUUGCUCCUGGUGACAAUACGUGUCUUCAUGAUUACUCCAACUACUAUUACCAAAUUGUCGAACGUUAUGCUCCUCACGUCAUUGCUGGCCAGUUCUUCGGUCACACACAUCGCGACGAACUCGAGAUCUUUUAUGAAAACGCUAAACAAAAAGCUGGCAAGGCUAUCUCUACAGCUUACCUUGCUCCUUCCAUGACACCCUUCAGCAUGAUGAACCCUGGUUUCCGUGUUUACAAAAUCGAUGCUGUGACAUUCGAGGUUAUGGACUCCCUUACCUAUGUUGCCGAUUUGGAUCAAGUGGAUGAUUGGGAAGAAACUGGACCUAACUGGCAUCUUGAAUACUCUGCUCGCGAAGCAUACUCAUCUUCAGAAGCUUCACUUGGUCCCAAAGAACCACUGUCCCCCGCAUGGUGGCAUAACGUUACCAAAUCCUUUGAAGAAAGCGACAGCAUGUUUGAAAAGUACUACAACUUCAGAAGCAAGUCUUCUCCAGAUCUACCUGAAUGCGACCAAGCCUGCCGUACCAACUUGAUUUGCGGCAUUCGCGCUGGCAAGUCUGAGCUUCGAUGCGACUAUCAGCGCGACGACAUGAACCAGACAUCAGAGGUAUCGCUGUUCUCCCAGCGCCAACGCAACCCUGAAAAGUUUGCCUACAUGAAGGAUUUGUGUAGUGGCAUGGAUCAUUAGUGGCCUGGA
Umbelopsis ramanniana AG is the source of this 2044-nucleotide messenger RNA. RefSeq lists its product as uncharacterized. The coding region runs from base 122 to 2035 and encodes 637 amino acids. Gene Ontology annotation, molecular function: sphingomyelin phosphodiesterase activity. The transcript is spliced from 9 exons. Lineage: Eukaryota; Fungi; Mucoromycota; Umbelopsidomycetes; Umbelopsidales; Umbelopsidaceae. The record is from RefSeq and is a predicted model, not a curated record. Gene Ontology annotation, biological process: sphingomyelin catabolic process.